Molecule: messenger RNA, 2737 nt
Organism: Sphaeroforma arctica JP610
Lineage: Eukaryota; Ichthyosporea; Ichthyophonida
Exons: 9
Coding region: 1-2541 (846 amino acids)
Biological process (GO): ribosomal small subunit assembly; maturation of SSU-rRNA from tricistronic rRNA transcript (SSU-rRNA, 5.8S rRNA, LSU-rRNA)
Cellular component (GO): Pwp2p-containing subcomplex of 90S preribosome; small-subunit processome
Molecular function (GO): protein binding
Source: RefSeq, a predicted model, not a curated record
AUGGUGCUUUACUGUAUCAAGUUUUAUGCAUUGAAAGUUGCCAGCACGGUACUCCACCACUACACAUUUAAAGGCAAAGUGAACACAGCCAGCUUCUCGCCGGACGGCAAGUACUUCGCAGUGGGUGUGGGGAAACAUACCGAGCUCUGGAAGGCCCCAGGACUUCACAAGGAAUUCGCACCCUUCGUACACCAUCGCACAUACACAGGCCACCACGAUGAUGUUACCUGCAUUGGGUGGUCGUCAGACUCCAAGUUCUUCUCCUCGGGUUCUGAGGAUAUGACUGCCAGAGUCUAUUCCGUUCACCCAAUCGCAGGGUUUACUCCGCGGUUGCUGUCGGGCCACAGAGACUACGUGAGCGGCGUGUUCUUCUCCAGCGAUGACUCGCAUAUAUACACAGUCUGUAGGAACGGCGCGCUGUUCUGCUACCGCAAGGUGGUGCAGGGUGUAGAUGAACACGGUAUUCCUGGGUAUGUCGCGUAUGAACCCCCUGCUGAUGGCACGGGUACCAAGGAGGCGGGGGAUGAGAACAUGGCCCCUAUCUGGCAUCUGUACACCAAACACUACUUCAAUCACAAUCACGCGAAGGUCAUAUGCGCCGGAUUUCAUGAGAAGACGAAUGUGCUGGCCGUGGGAUUCUCAAAUGGAGUGUUCUGUUUGUACGAACUCCCGUCAUUCACAGAGAUCCACAGUCUCAGUAUCUCGCGCAACAAGAUUUCGUCUGUCGCCAUCAACGCCACAGGCGAGUGGAUCGCCUUCGGCAGUGAGAAGCUGGGACAACUCCUCGUUUGGGAGUGGCAGAGUGAAAGCUAUGUGCUCAAACAACAAGGUCACUUCCACGAAAUGGGGGCGGUCGCGUACUCGCCCGAUGGACAGCUUAUCUGCACAGGUGGUGAUGAUGGGAAAGUGAAGGUCUGGAACACUCGCUCAGGGUUCUGUUUUGUCACCUUCAGCGAACACACAGCCAGCGUGACGGGUGUCAGGUUCAGCCACUCUGGUCAUGCUGUGUACUCUUGUUCGCUAGACGGAACUGUGCGUGCAUAUGAUCUGAUUCGAUACAGAAAUUUUAGGACCAUGACCUCCCCACAACCGGUGCAGUUCUCGUGCUUGGCCGUAGAUCCAGCGAGUGAGAUGGUGUGCGCGGGCACACAGGACACCUUUGAUAUCUACGUGUGGUCGUUGCAGACUGGUAGAUUGUUGGAGGUUUUGUCCGGACACGAAGGGCCCAUCACAGCUCUACACUUCAAUCCUCUAACGUCAGUGCUGUGCAGUGGUUCAUGGGAUCACGAGCUCCGCAUGUGGGACAUAUUCGAUAACAAAGCAAGCACUGAAGCGCUUCCACACACAACGGACAUCCGGGCCUUCUGCUUCGCACCGUCUGGCAAGGAGAUCUGUGUGAGUACACUGGAUGGUCAAUUGACCUUCUGGAAUGUCGAGGAGGCUAAGCAAGUGGGGUCUAUUGAAUGCAGAAGGGAUAUCGCCGGUGGUAGGAAACGAGAUGACCUGGUUACAGCCAAAAACUCGGCUAGUGGGAAGUGCUUUACUAGCGUGUGCUACAGUGCUGAUGGGCAGGUUAUUCUGGCCGGUGGUCGCACAAAGUACGUUUGCAUCUACUCCGUCGCCGAGAGAUGUCUUCUGAAGCGAUUCCAAAUCACCAUCAACUCGAGGUUUGAUGGUCUGCUAGAGAAACUCAAUAGCAAGUACAUCACAGAGGCUGGUACAAGCAUGGAAAACUACUCUGAUGGCGAGGGAAGUGACCUCGAAGACCGUGUUGACCAUUCCUUGCCUGGAGUUGCAAAGGGUGACUUGAGCAAGCGGAAUACCAGGCCUGAGAUCCGCACUCGUGGUGUCGAGUUUUCACCCACUGGCAGUGCAUGGGCGGCCGCUACUGUGGAGGGGUUACUGAUAUACUCUCUGGAUCAAAAGGUAGUGUUCGACCCCUACGACCUAGAUAUCGACGUCACACCAGACACGGUCAAGGAAUCGUUGCAGGAGAAAGAGUACGAGAAAGCGUUUUCCUUGGCGCUCAGACUGAACGAGAAGGAAUUGAUAAUUGAGGUCAUCGAGAGCAUACCGCAUCAGCAGAUCGUACUGGUUGUGCCUCGCAUGGGAGGUCGGUAUAUCGAACGUGCCCUGGAUGUUGUGGCAUGGGGUCUGGAGAACAGGCGAAGGAUAGAAUUCUAUCUCCUUUGGUCCUUCCACAUCUUAAACGUACACGGUCGCUACCUUAAAGAGCGAAGUGACCGGCUGCAACCGGUAUUCCGAGCGUUGCAGAAAAGUGCCUCUGCACACAAAGACUCUCUGGCGAAACUUUGCCAAAACAAUACAUACACAAUGGCGUACAUACAAACCCUGACGGACUUCGCGAAUGCCGAGAACGCCGACACAGAGCUCGGUGGAGAUGAUGACACUGAGAUGUUCAGCGAUGAGGUAGAUAUGAAUGAGCCUCGCGAGUCACUGGCCAUGCAGAUGGGCUUAGAUAUGGGUGAUGGAGCCAUGGACACGACGACAGCUACGGAUGUCAUGCCUGGUUGGGGGUGAUAACUAUGAAUAUUUUGUUUACACACUUGGAGAUGAGCACAAUAAAUUUAGGUAUGAUCAUUUCGACCUGAGAGGUUUACCCGAUAUCUGCAAAGGGUUGAUUGUUAUAUCAUAAUAGUAGACCUGGGAAGUUAUACGUCCGCUAUAACUGGCUACGCCGGAUGCACGAAUUAUACCGUCAAAUCCACGACUGCCC